Messenger RNA from Macrobrachium nipponense, 1645 nucleotides. RefSeq lists its product as uncharacterized. The record is from RefSeq and is a predicted model, not a curated record. The transcript has 4 exons. Lineage: Eukaryota; Metazoa; Arthropoda; Malacostraca; Decapoda; Palaemonidae. Bases 1 to 1458 code for a protein of 485 amino acids.
AUGGUACUUCGGCUCCAUCACAGAUCCGUCGUUAAUAGCUACGCAUGUAAGUUUAUUCCAGUUGCAGUGGCGGUAAUUUUGAUAUUCUUCGUCAUUGUUCACGAUGACGCAGAGAUGAAAGACCCAUCCAGAAAUAACCAGAGAGGAAGCUCGGUGAUUCCAAAGUCUAGGAUGCGUGAUCGACAUGAUGGCGCGCCCAGUGACGACGUCAGGAAGUACAGUCUUUGCAAAGCUCUCUUUAGCCUCGAUAGUCCGGUAUCUGAAGAGAAAAUUGAAGCCAUUUAUUCAGGAAUGAUUCGUCCCAAUGGAGAUGUUUUUCACAGAAAGGAAGACGCGAAAGGAAGGGAAGAAGUGAAAGAUAUCUAUCGUAAGAUCGACGGCGUUUUAAGUAAGAUUCGAAAGUUGAAAUAUUCAGAGCCUGAACAUUUCUCCGGUGAGGACUACCAGCCUCUGGCUGAACUCUUACCUAGCGUUGCUGAAUACGAUUCAGCCUCUGAUUUUCGCACAUUUUUGAAUUCGCCGGAAGUCCGACGAGACCUGCCCGAAAUUCGGCAGCUGAAGAAGUGGGCCAAUUAUGAGGAGACGCCACCGGACCUUCUGAUCAUUGACUAUACUGCCUGGGUCCUUACCUUGCACACUGAUGAGACAGUUAUCCCACAAGCAGCCAGACACACCACUGACGUUUUGGAUGCUCUGCUGGAACUGCACGCAAAGGUAGUUCCCCUUCUGGACAAGAUAUCCAAGAGGACGAGGGUUCUGGUGCUGUCACAAAGUCGACUGAAACUAGAUGUGGAGAAUCUCCUCAUGAAUUACCGAGGUGCAAUGGCUGAUUUUAACAUGGACUGGAGUGAAGGCACAUUCUUGUACCUUCUGAAACACUAUCACCACCUGAACUUGAGGCCUUUGUUGGAAUCUCGCCGCGCUAAAGCAAAAGAAAUAUUGCGAAUCUCAGAAGAUUAUGUUAAAGAUUACAAAGCUUGGGAGUCUCAGUCUGCUGACAUGAAUUCAUCUGCUAUUUGGAAUUUUUUCCAAGGCGCAAAAAAGGCUGAAAACGAAUCUUCCUCGAGUUCAAACUUGUCGUAUUCAGCACAAUUGGAAAAUGGGUCGCCUGGGUCUGAUGCGGAGAUUUUUUCAAGAUAUCCUCGAGUCGCUCGGGAAAAGUUGAAGAAAACUGCCGAGACUACGCCAUUCCGUGAUUAUCUCAUCCCUUCGACAGAGGAUUCGGGACUGUGGUUUUGGGACGCCCUAAUUCCCUUGACCUUGGCUGAGAUUCGGGAAUGUCACGAAAUGAUCGACGAGAGAGGAUAUGCUGACCAGCCUUUCUACAAGGGCACUGCCCGGAGGUGUUAUGACCCAGUGCACUCAGGAGACAUCACCAAUAGUGACUUAGUUACGAUGAUGCUCAACCUCUUAUGCAAUACCGUUUUAGAAGCGGAAGGAGAUUAUUGCUGUUCAUGAAUAUUUUUUUUAGUUUACAUUUUACUUGUCUUCUUGACUAUCUGUAUUUCUCAUUUCUAAUGAUGGUUAGAGUGAUGCUAUUCACAAUUAGAGCAUAAUUAUUUAAAAAAAAUUUUCUGCACUUUUGAUUCCACCUUCCUAAACUGAAUGUUGAUCUGAAAGACAGAAAGUCAAAAAAAGCUUUCAA